Molecule: messenger RNA, 660 nt
Organism: Peronospora matthiolae
Lineage: Eukaryota; Oomycota; Peronosporomycetes; Peronosporales; Peronosporaceae
Source: the annotation of a GenBank genome assembly
AUGCCUCUUUCGCUCUCUCCGUGCGUGUUCCUCGCCUUCGACGAUAUCUCCCGAGCUGGCAAGCACGUCCUCAGCGCUGUCAAGUUUCAUGGCACGAACUCUUGCCCCGUACCUCACUCGGAUUUAGAAACGCUGCUACCAAUAGAAAUGUGCCCAUACGUUCAGCUGUACCAGUACCCAAAUGACCAAGCGACAAGUAUUACAGUAAACACGGCGAAAUUACCGGAGACCAAGCGAUGGGAAGUAGUGGAUGCACUGGUAUCAGCAAUGAGUGAGGCUGAGGUCGAGACACUUACGAUCCUGGCAGCUGCACACUUGCCAUACGCAAAGGACGGUGGACUGCAGCUGUGCGCAGCUGAUCCGGCGUGGGAGACGAAGGAGCCGUGGCUGGCGGCACUGCUGCACUGGAUUAGUGUCGAGCAAUGGCCAUGCACGCACCUGCUGCUGGCUAAGGGACACAAACCUGGACGAGACUUGGCUGGGACGUACGAGGCAGUCGAGGCUCUGAGUCGGGCGGUACAGCUCUUGACGGACAAAGUGACGAUUGAUGAUUCAGUGCAGGUGCAGCAACGGUUAGCGCAGGAAGUAGCGACGAAAGGACUGACGACAGAGACGGCAUUGACGGCAUCGGACGAGCACCUGGCGUUGCUGUACCGGUAG